This is a messenger RNA of Branchiostoma floridae (Florida lancelet), 1337 nucleotides long. RefSeq names its product SOSS complex subunit B2-like. Gene Ontology annotation, molecular function: DNA binding. Gene Ontology annotation, biological process: response to ionizing radiation; double-strand break repair via homologous recombination; mitotic cell cycle checkpoint signaling. The transcript is spliced from 6 exons. Lineage: Eukaryota; Metazoa; Chordata; Leptocardii; Amphioxiformes; Branchiostomatidae. The record is from RefSeq and is a predicted model, not a curated record. Gene Ontology annotation, cellular component: SOSS complex. Bases 323 to 994 code for a protein of 223 amino acids.
ACUUCUGCGCAGUAGCCAUGCGCAGUAGAUGAAUCAGCAUUCAUUCCUUGUCACGCAGGGACAAAGAUUUUGGGAAAGGAACUGAGUUGUGCACACCCCGGGAACAAAACCUCUCCGUUUACGCCCGAUAACUGCACAGCCCACGUCCUUUUUCACAUUCUAGGAAGGUUUCACGACAAAGGGGAUAAGGGACAUCGAGAUUUAGAGCAAACUUUUGGUCCAAACCCGAAAGAAUUUCGCCAGGAGGCUCCCUAUCACACUCUUUUUCUACAAUGUAAAUCAAAUAUUGGGGUGAAAUUAGGCUUUUAUAUGAUAUUGUAAGAUGUCUACUGAAACCUUCUAUUAUAUAAAAGACAUCAAGCCGGGGCUAAAGAACCUGAACGCCAUUUUUAUCGUCCUAGACAUAGGUCGGCCGACCCAAACGAAAGAUGGGCAUGAAGUUCGAUCGUGUAAAGUCGCGGACAAAACCGGCUCUAUCAACAUUUCCGUUUGGGAUGAAGUCGGAGAGUUGCUGCAGUCUGGUGACAUCAUCAAGCUCAGCAAAGGGUAUGCUUCUGUGUGGAAAGGCUGUCUCACACUUUAUACAGGCAGAGUUGGGGAUCUUAGAAAAAUUGGAGAGUUCUGUAUGGUAUUUUCUGAAGCUCCAAACAUGAGUGAACCAAACCCAGAAUAUAUCCAGCAAACUAAGGGAGAACAGGGAUCAGGGGCAAAUCUAGCCAAUCAGCUGCCAGGACCACCAACCAAUCAGAUGGCUGGAAACAGUGGAUCUGCUCCACCCAACUUUAACCAAUCAGGUUAUCCAGUGCCAGGGAACGGUAACUCCCAACCAACAGGAGGAUAUUCCAACGGUUCGCGAAUGCCCGGGCCUGGAAUGGGAGGCUACGGACAACGGUAUCCUGGUCCCCCGGGAAACGGGGCGCGUCCUUCGAACAAUGGCGGUAACAUGUCGCAUCACGGGAACGGUAGAGAUCCGAGACGGGGGGCGCGGAGAUAGCGGCGCUAUUAGCUAGGUCGUAAGCACAAGAAACGUUUCGAUCCAAUUUGGAGCUUUAUUCUACCAAGGAGGUUAACCUCCUUGAUUCUGCAAAUGGAUCAAAUGUCUUAAAAUCGUGGGUAGCUAUAUUUUCUCAAGUGGAGUAUUAAAUGUUUAUGAUAACUGCACAGUCUAACCUAUAACACUGUAUCAUACUUUUACAAAAUGAUAAAAAUAACAAGGCCCCAAAGAACUAACAAACCUUUAGUGUAAUGAUAAUAAUAAUGAAGUAAAUGGUAUCUCCUUUUUAAAGCACGUCAUGUUUGUCAGAGGAGAAGUGGAAAAGCCAACAUCAGAUUGAAUG